Sinocyclocheilus rhinocerous is the source of this 5113-nucleotide messenger RNA. Its product is annotated as copper-transporting ATPase 2-like. The record is from RefSeq and is a predicted model, not a curated record. Gene Ontology annotation, biological process: monoatomic cation transport. Gene Ontology annotation, cellular component: membrane. NCBI's taxonomy places the organism in Eukaryota, Metazoa, Chordata, Actinopteri, Cypriniformes, Cyprinidae. Bases 163 to 4266 code for a protein of 1367 amino acids. The transcript has 20 exons. Gene Ontology annotation, molecular function: copper ion binding; ATP binding; ATP hydrolysis activity.
AAAACCUGCGGAGAUUUAAAUGCGCGCGGACCGUCACGCCACGGGACAAUCCUUUCACUCAACAGCAGCGGUAUGACACAAACUAGCGAUUUUUGGUUUUCGACUGUUGGUUAAGAAAGGGUAAGCUAAACUCCAGACUUGUGUCUACGGGAUACCGGUAUAAUGAGUAAACUCAGUCCUCUCAGUAAUCUUGCCAAGUUUAUCAAAAAAUCGUCUGAUAAUGGGCCAGUCAGUGGGGAGCAGCUCUGCAUGGAAGACUGCAAAUCUCUGUGCCGCUGCGGGCCGGACCCGUGCGUUUGUCCUUUCUCACAAAAUAGAAAAGAUGGACCCCAGGAAUAUAAGGAAAAUGGAAGUCCACAGGAAAGCUGGACCCCUGAAAAACAUGCUUUUGAUAAUCUUGCCUAUGAACCAGAGGGCCACAAUGGACUGAAGCACAGUUUGGACCACAAAUUGGUGGUCAAGGAGAGCGAGGUGAAGAUCCGGGUGCAGGGAAUGACCUGUCAAUCAUGUGUCCGAUCUAUUGAAGAGCGGAUUGGAAGUCUUGAAGGUGUUGUUGGUGUCCAGGUGUCUUUGAGCGAUAAAGAAGCCUCUUUGAGGUUUAACCCUGGAACAGUAACACCAGAAGUUUUGAGAAAACAUAUUGAGGAUAUGGGGUUUGAUGCUUCACUUAUGGCCUUGCCGAGUCAACUGCAGCCUUCGGUGACUGAUUGGUCUGAUGUAACGUUAGGUGUAGAAGGGAUGCAUUGCGGGUCAUGUGUGAAGAACAUUACAGAGACCUUGUCGGGAGUGGUAGGUGUCAACUCUGUAUUCGUUUCAUUGGAAAAAGGAACUGUGGACCUUAGAUUCGACCCAUCGCUGCUAACCCUGGAGACAGUUAAAGGGCUCUUAGAGGAGAUUCCACCAGGGAAUUUUAGGGUUUCCAUUCCUGGUUGGAAUUCUAGAUUGAAUUCUGCCAGUAUUCCACCUCAGACUGUGACCAUCAGAAUAGAAGGAAUGACAUGCAGCUCUUAUGUUCAAGCCAUAGAGGGAAUGGUGUCCCAAAGAGCCGGAGUAUAUGCCAUAAAAGUUUGCUUACAGGAAAAGAAGGGAAUUGUAACAUUUGACUCCAGUGUGACCUGUCCAGAAGAACUGCGGUCGGCAAUUGAGGACAUGGGAUUUGAAGCGUGGCUGGAUCAAGAUUCUGGAAUUUAUGAAGUUUCAUCAAGUAGUCAAAUGUCAAGUGCUCUGAAACAAAGCCACACAUCCAAAACUUCAGCAAGUGAAAUCGCCAAUGACAACCCCUGUGGCUCAGAGGACAGAGAGACACGCAAAUGUUUUGUUCAUGUGACAGGGAUGACCUGUGCAUCCUGUGUGACCAACAUUGAAAAAAAUCUGUUGAAACACAAAGGUAUUAAAUCAGUAUUAGUCGCUCUGAUGGCUGGGAAGGCAGAGGUGAAGUAUGAUCCAGGGCUUCUGGACCCACCACAGAUCAUCCGGCUCAUCUCUCGUUUAGGGUUUGGUGCCUCAGUGAUGGAAGAGAGUACACUCCACGACGGCGUCUUGGAUCUUUCUGUCACAGGUAUGACAUGUGCUUCCUGUGUCCAUAACAUCGAAAGCAUGCUUCUGAGGACAAAAGGAAUACUGGAAGCCUCUGUUGCUUUAGCGACAAACAAAGCUCAUGUGAAGUUUGACUCGGAUUUGGUAGGCUCUAGAGAUAUCGUCCGAAUUAUUGAGGGUUUGGGUUUUGGUGUGUCUUUAAUAAAAAAUGAGGGAUUGAACAACACACUGGACCACCAAGAGGAAAUUCGGCAAUGGAAGCAUUCGUUUCUGUUCAGCCUGGUGUUUGGGAUCCCAGUGAUGGGUCUGAUGAUCUACAUGAUGGUGAUGGACAGUCAACACAAGGAACAUGGUGGUUCCAUGCCUGUGGACCAGAACAUCCUACCUGGUCUCUCCAUCAUUAACUUGGCCUUCUUCCUGCUCUGCACACCUGUUCAGUUUCUAGGUGGCCGUUACUUCUACAUACAAGCAUACCGUUCGCUAAGACAUGGCGUAGCCAACAUGGACGUGCUCAUCGUCUUGGCAACCACCAUUGCAUACGUCUAUUCAUUCAUAGUGCUGAUCGUAGCUAUGAUUGAAGGAGCCAAACAGAGUCCCCUGACGUUUUUUGACACUCCUCCAAUGCUUUUUGUGUUCAUUGCUCUAGGACGCUGGUUGGAGCAUGUUGCUAAGGUAAAGAAACAUACAGUCAAAUUCAAAAAAAAAAAUCCUUACAGCACCUUUAAUUAUUAUCAAAACAAUAUUAAAGAAGAGCAGGUUUCUGUGGAGCUGGUGCAGAGAGGCGACGUAGUAAAGGUGGCACCAGGGGGAAAGUUCCCUGUUGACGGGAAGGUCAUUGAAGGCACGUCUAUGGCAGAUGAGUCCCUUAUCACUGGGGAGCCAAUGCCGGUCAUUAAGAAACCAGGCAGUUGUGUGAUUGCAGGCUCUAUUAACGCUCAUGGAGCUCUGCUAGUGGAAGCCACACAUGUAGGGGCAGAGACCACGCUCAGCCAGAUAGUCAAGCUAGUGGAAGAGGCCCAGACAUCAAAGGCACCGAUUCAACAGUUAGCUGACAAACUGAGUGGCUAUUUUGUUCCGUUCAUAGUGGUGAUCUCCGUGCUCACAGUGGUCGCAUGGCUCAUCAUUGGCUUUCUGGACUUUGAUGUCGUGGCAAAGCAUUUCCCCGGUUUCAACCAAAACAUCCCCCGAACAGAGGUGAUCGUUCGCUUUGCCUUCCAGGCCUCCAUCACGGUUCUGUCCAUUGCGUGCCCCUGCUCUCUAGGUCUGGCAACCCCCACUGCUGUUAUGGUGGGCACAGGGGUGGGCGCUCAGAAUGGCAUUCUCAUAAAGGGAGGAGAACCUCUGGAGAUGGCCCACAAGGUUGGGGCUGUUAUGUUUGAUAAGACGGGCACCAUCACUAAUGGUGUGCCGCAGGUGACCAGAGUACUGGUCCUGUGGGACCGAGCAAGGCUUCCUCUUCGGAAGGUUCUGGCUGUGGUGGGCACCGCUGAGGCCAGCAGUGAACACCCGCUAGGCAUGGCUGUCGCCAAACACUGCAAAGAGGAGCUGGGAACAGAAACUCUGGGCUACUGCCAUGACUUCCAGGCUGUUCCAGGCUGUGGAAUCAGCUGUAAAGUCUCCAACAUUGAGGAUCUGCUGCAGGACAGCCCAAAGACACAAGAAACAAACACAUCCGCAGCAAAGCAAACACCACUUCUUGUCACCCUCCAAGGAGCCACCACAGAUGAGAGCAGCCUGGUGGCAGACACCGAGACAAAUUCAGGGUCAGAUAGCCCUUCGUACUCUGUUUUGAUCGGGAAUAGACAGUGGAUGAUGAGGAACGGUUUGGAGGUCACAGCUGAUGUGGAUGAUGCCAUGAACAGCCAUGAGACUAAAGGACAGACGGCCAUACUUGUGGCCAUCGAUGGUGUGCUGUGUGCUAUGUUAGCUGUAGCAGACACAGUGAAGGAAGAGUCGGCUCUAGCUGUUCACACCCUGAGCAGUAUGGGAAUAGAGGUCUUCAUGAUCACUGGAGACAACAGACGCACAGCCCAGGCCAUCGCCACACAGGUGGGCAUCAGCAAGGUGUUUGCGGAAGUCUUGCCCUCCCAUAAAGUGGCAAAAGUCCAGGAAUUGCAGGAACAAGGUCUGAAAGUUGCGAUGGUGGGCGAUGGGGUCAAUGAUUCGCCCGCUCUUGCCCAUGCUGAUCUGGGCAUAGCCAUAGGAACGGGCAUGGAUGUUGCCAUUGAAGCAGCAGAUAUUGUCCUAAUACGGAAUGAUUUGAUGGAUGUGGUGGCCAGUAUCGAGCUGUCUAAAAAGACAGUGCAGAGAAUCCGGAUAAACUUUGUGUUUGCUCUCAUUUAUAACUUGCUUGGCAUCCCUAUCGCAGCAGGUGUGUUCAUGCCGGUUGGGCUGGUUCUGCAGCCGUGGAUGGGCUCUGCUGCGAUGGCAGCUUCAUCUGUCUCUGUUGUGCUCUCCUCUCUGCUGCUGCGACUCUACAAGAAGACAUCAGUAGAAGAGUAUGAGUCCAGAGCUCAGAGUCAUAGGCUCAGUCUGAGUCCGUCUCAGGUCAGCACCUAUGUAGGACUCGAAACUCGUCGCUGCAGCCCUCAUUCAUUCCACCGGGGCUUGGACAGACACAGACGGAGCGGUUCAGGCUCCUCCACCCACCCCUCCACCACACAACCAUACAGCACCUCAGGAAGAAACAUUGUGUUUCUUAAUAGAUUAGAAACACUUAAUAGAUUUUAGCUAUUGCUGUUAUAAUAGGAAACCAUGGCAUCAAGAAUUUUGCUCGAGGGUUAAAGAUUUCCUAACGCAGAUUCAAGGAAAAGGUUUAAGAUAGUCAUGUUGAUUCACUGUGAUUUUCGCAACCACCAAUUUUAUCAUUUUACCAAAUGUCUGCUGUAUUUUAAUCAGGGUUUAGCAACAUAAACAUUCUUUGUUUAUUGCAACGGAGGAUGGCAAUGUACAUGAUGAUCAUGCAUGUAAAACCAGUUUAAUUUUUUACUAAAAGGGUCAUGAAAAUUUACUUAUUGCUUGUUUUCUUUAAGAGACGCAUUUUUUUUCCAAUGGCAGAAUCUAGAAGAAUCAGUGUCCAAUAAUGAAUGCAGUAGGCACCCAAAUAUUGGUAAAAUUGGGCAACAAUCUCUAACAGAAUAGUAUUACUGGAUCAGAUUAUUUGACAUUGCUCUCUUGUGGUUUGGAAAAUUAAUGGAUGGAUGGAUGGAUCUCUUUGUACAGUACAAGGUUGAUUUGGCGUUUCUUGGCCAAUAGGUGUCAGCAACGUUGAACAGAUAUGGCUGGAUUGUAACUAAUGCCACUGGUAAAACAAUAUGAUAAGUAGGGUUUGUAGAAAUUGAUUGAUUUGACUUUGAUCCGACAUUAGAUUCAUAGUGGAUUAUUUUACAAUUAUCUUAAAUUGCUUCCAGAUGACAUGUUUAAGGAUAAAAGAAGUGUCAGAAUAAAUGCAGAGGCACCUUUACAGGGACACUUUUAUUUUAGAAAAAGUGGAUAUGUUUAUUAAAUAUACAGUUAGCAAUGUAAAUGAGCCUGUCCAUGAGUUUUCAGAUAAAAAAAUAAAGUGCAUGGUCCCAAC